This is a messenger RNA of Tetrahymena thermophila SB210, 933 nucleotides long. RefSeq names its product divergent CRAL/TRIO domain protein. NCBI's taxonomy places the organism in Eukaryota, Ciliophora, Oligohymenophorea, Hymenostomatida, Tetrahymenidae. Gene Ontology annotation, molecular function: phosphatidylinositol transfer activity. The transcript is spliced from 2 exons. The record is from RefSeq and is a predicted model, not a curated record.
AUGAAUACUAAAAGCUUUGAAGAAGUCAAUAACUAUAACUGCACAGAGUAGCAAUUAUAGCAAAUUGCAGAAUUUUAGAAAAAAAUAGAAAAAUAAAUAAAUUAGACUCACCCAAACAUAAGCUAAGAACUCAAGGAGCUCUACUCCAGUGUUGAUACAGCUAUACGCUUUAUGAAUGCUAGAGAAUUUAGCGAAUAAAAAAGUUUUGAAAUGUGGGAAAAGUGGAUUAAAUGGCACUAAGAAUAUCGUCCUGAUUUAAUUAGCGAUAAAGAAUCCACAAUAUAAAAAUAAUUAUCAACUGGUAAACUUUUUUGGCAUAAAUUUGAUAACGAAAGAAGACCAUGUCUUUACUAUAGAAUGAAAUACCAUGUACCAAAGUUAGCAUCUGUAGAAGAAAGUGUCCGAUUUUUCCUAUUCAUGCUAGAAUAAGGCAUUAAAGAAGGUAUUAAAUUAGGUUCUGAAGGAACAAUUUGCGUUAUUUAUGAUAGACGUGGAUACACUAAAAAAUAGUAUGAUGAAAAUGCUAUGAAAACUAUGAGAGCUCUUGUUCCUAUCUUGCAAGAUUACUACCCUGAGAGAUUGUCAAUGUUUUAUGUUUUAGGAGCUAAUUGGUUUUAUAGAGCUGCUUUUAAAGUAGUGGCUACAUUUAUGAGUGAAAAGACAAGUAAAAAAGUAAAAGUGUUGGGAGAAGAUAGUGAAUUACUUUAAUUUUUCAACAAAUAAAAUUUGAUUAAAGAAUAUGGAGGAGACUCUGAUCCUCUCUAAAAUACAGGUGCUAAUCUUAAAUUAUCUAAUGGAUCUUAUACUCCCUAGCUUGGUGGAGAUAGAGGAAAUAUUGAUGAUAUGAAUGAUGAAGAUGAUGAAGAAGAUGAAGCUGCCCUAAAGGAACUUCAAAAGAAGAUGUUUUAAGAUGCAGGUAUUAAACUUAACUGA